AUAAAAAAAAGGCAGAGUCGCGGAAGUUGCGUCAGAGGAAAUUGACUAGAAAUUCAAUUUCGGCGGCCAGCUCUCUCUCUCUCUCUCUCUCUCUCUCUCUCAGUACUCAGAUGCUUCCUUGGUCGAUUUCUCAUCUUCACUUUGAUCCUUUCGAUUCUCGUUUCCACCUCUUUUGAUUACUCUGUUUCUCUGAGAAGAAGAAGAAGAAAGCUUUCAACUGUUCCUAGUUUUUUUUUUUGUUGAUGUCUGCUUUGAGACUCUGAGAUCGCAAAAAGGAAUCCAUGGCGGAAGCAAGACGUUUUGGCCUUAAUAACGAACUAGAUGUUGGCCAAAUACUUUCAGAAGCACGGAAUCGAUGGCUUCGUCCUCCUGAAAUCUGCGAAAUCUUACAGAAUUACCAAAAGUUUCAAAUUUCUACCGAGCCACCUACCACACCGGCCAGUGGAUCUGUUUUUCUAUUUGAUCGAAAGGUGCUCAGAUACUUCAGGAAAGACGGUCACAACUGGAGGAAGAAAAGAGAUGGAAAGACAGUUAAAGAAGCUCAUGAGAGGUUGAAGGCUGGAAGCGUUGAUGUUCUACAUUGUUACUAUGCGCAUGGACAAGACAAUGAAAAUUUCCAAAGACGCAGUUAUUGGAUGCUUCAAGAAGAGCUUUCCCACAUCGUUUUUGUCCAUUAUCUCGAAGUUAAGGGUAGUAGAGUUUCUACUUCUUAUAAUCGGAUGCAAAGGACUGAAGAUUCUACUCGAUCUUCUCAAGAAACUGGGGAAGUCUACACCAGUGAACGUAAUGGUUAUGCUUCUGGCAGCAUUAAUCAAUAUGAUCACAGCAACAAUCAGUCACAAGCUACUGACUCAGCAAGUGUCAAUGGUGUUCACACCCCAGAACUUGAAGAUGCACAAUCAGCAUACAAUCAGCAGGGGAGCCCCAUACUUUACUCACAUCAAGCACUUCACCAGCCUCCAUCUACUAGUUUUGAUCCUUACUAUCAGAUGUCUUUGACACCGAGGGAUAGCUAUCAGAAAGAGAUUCACACAAUCCCUUCGUCCGCUAUGGUAGAAAAAAGCAGAACUACCAACGGUCCUGUUGUAACAAAUAGCAUAAAAAACAAAAAAUCCAUUGAUUCCCAAACCUGGGAAGAGAUACUGGGAAACUGUGGUUCUGGAGGUGAAGGUUUACCUAUGCAGCCUCACAGUGAGCAUGAAGGGCUUGAUCAAAUGCUCCAAAGCUACUCUUUUACUAUGCAAGAUUUUGCCAGUCUACAGGAGUCCAUUGUCAAAAGCCAGAAUCAGGAGUUAAAUUCAGGGCUUACAUCUGAUCGUUCAAUGUGGUUACAAGGACAAGCUGUAGAUAUAGAGCCAAAUGCGCUAAGCAAUUUAGCUUCAAGUGAAAAAGCUCCAUAUCUAUCUACGAUGAAACAGCAUCUGUUAGACGGUGCAUUGGGCGAAGAAGGCUUGAAAAAAAUGGACAGUUUCAAUCGCUGGAUGAGCAAAGAGCUCGGAGAACUCGGAGAUGUUGGUGUUACUGCCGAUGCAAACGAGUCUUUUACUCAUUCGAGUUCCACAGCCUACUGGGAAGAAGUUGAGAGUGAAGAUGUGUCUAAUGGUGGAUAUGUUAUGAGUCCUUCCUUAUCAAAGGAACAGCUCUUUAGCAUCAUUGACUUUGCUCCAAACUGGACGUAUGUGGGUUGUGAAGUGAAGGUUCUCGUUAGUGGAAAGUUCUUAAAGACGGCUGAGAGCGGAGAGUGGUGUUGCAUGUUUGGGCAAACAGAAGUUCCAGCAGAUAUUAUAGCUAAUGGUAUACUCGAGUGCGUUGCCCCUAUGCAUGAGGCUGGAAGAGUUCCCUUUUAUGUAACAUGUUCCAACAGAUUAGCAUGCAGCGAAGUGCGUGAGUUCGAGUACAAGGUCUUGGAGUCUCAAGGCUUUGAUAGAGACACAGAUGAUUCUUCCACCGCUUGCAACUCUAUUGAGAGUCUCGAGGCAAGAUUUGUGAAACUGCUGUGCUCGAAAUCUGAUUGCACGAACUCUUCUCUUCCCGGGGGGAACGACAGUGAUUUGUCCCAAGUGAGCGAGAAGAUUAGCUUACUGCUUUUCGAGAACGAUGACCAGUUGGACCAGAUGCUGAUGAAUGAAAUCUCUCAAGAGAAUAUGAAGAACAACCUCUUGCAGGAAGCUCUGAAGGAAAGCUUACACUCAUGGCUUUUGCAAAAGAUAGCUGAAGGUGGGAAAGGUCCGAACGUGUUGGACGAAGGUGGACAAGGUGUACUGCACUUUGCUGCUGCUCUUGGUUACAACUGGGCGUUAGAACCGACGAUAGUCGCUGGUGUAAGCGUUGAUUUUCGCGACGUGAAUGGCUGGACUGCACUUCACUGGGCAGCUUUCUUUGGCAGGGAGCUGAUAAUAGGUUCUCUCAUAGCUCUCGGUGCUUCUCCUGGAACUUUGACUGAUCCGAAUCCGGAUUUCCCAUCAGGAAGCACACCUUCUGAUCUAGCCUACGCUAAUGGCUACAAAGGAAUCGCUGGUUAUCUCUCAGAAUACGCCUUGAGAACACAUGUUUCUUUGCUCAGUCUAAAUGAGAAAAACGCAGAAACAUCUCUAGGAGGAGCGGUUGAGGCAGCUCCUAGCCCGUCCAGCUCGGCGUUAACAGACUCCCUCACAGCUGUGCGCAACGCUAGCCAAGCAGCGGCCAGGAUUCAUCAAGUUUUCAGGGCUCAGUCUUUCCAGAAGAAGCAGAUGAAAGAGUUUGGUGAUAGGAAGCUGGGGAUGUCGGAAGAGCGUGCUCUUUCAAUGCUUGCUCCAAAAACACACAAACAAGGACGAGGGCAUAGUGAUGAUUCCGUGCAAGCUGCUGCGAUCAGGAUUCAGAACAAGUUCCGUGGUUACAAGGGAAGGAAAGAUUAUCUGAUUACUCGUCAAAGAAUCAUCAAGAUACAGGCUCAUGUAAGAGGUUAUCAGGUUAGGAAAAACUACAGGAAGAUAAUUUGGUCUGUUGGGAUACUAGAGAAGGUGAUACUGCGUUGGAGAAGGAAAGGAGCUGGUUUGCGUGGGUUUAAGUCAGACGCACUUGUUACCAAAAUGCAAGAUGGAACAGAGAAAGAAGAAGAUGAUGAUUUCUUCAAGCAAGGUAGAAAGCAAACAGAGGAAAGGCUUGAAAAGGCUCUUGCAAGAGUUAAGUCAAUGGUUCAGUAUCCUGAAGCUAGAGAUCAAUACCGCAGAUUACUAAAUGUGGUCAACGACAUCCAAGAAAGCAAGGUUGAAAAGGCUCUUGCAAAUUCAGAAGAAGCAACUUGUUUUGAUGAUGAUCUGAUAGAUAUUGAGGCAUUGUUGGGAGAUGAUGACACUUUGAUGAUGCCUAUGUCCUCAACUUUGUGGAACGCUUGAAACCACUCUCAAGCCUAUUAUGUGAGAUAUUGUCAUAGUUAUGGACUUUAUUAGACUUGUAAAUUCUUAUGUAAUCCACUCUUUUAUCAUGUUAUGUAACUGCAUCCAUUAUUACUCUAAUUUAUAUAUUUGACGA
This is a messenger RNA of Brassica napus (rape), 3513 nucleotides long. RefSeq names its product calmodulin-binding transcription activator 3-like. Gene Ontology annotation, cellular component: nucleus. The transcript has 12 exons. NCBI's taxonomy places the organism in Eukaryota, Viridiplantae, Streptophyta, Magnoliopsida, Brassicales, Brassicaceae. Bases 282 to 3377 code for a protein of 1031 amino acids. The record is from RefSeq and is a predicted model, not a curated record. Gene Ontology annotation, molecular function: transcription coregulator activity; protein binding; double-stranded DNA binding. Gene Ontology annotation, biological process: regulation of transcription by RNA polymerase II.